Messenger RNA from Molossus molossus (Pallas's mastiff bat), 3284 nucleotides. It is a transcript of the gene TIMP2, whose product is annotated as TIMP metallopeptidase inhibitor 2. The record is from RefSeq and is a predicted model, not a curated record. Gene Ontology annotation, molecular function: metalloendopeptidase inhibitor activity; protease binding. Bases 201 to 863 code for a protein of 220 amino acids. Gene Ontology annotation, cellular component: extracellular matrix. The transcript is spliced from 5 exons. Lineage: Eukaryota; Metazoa; Chordata; Mammalia; Chiroptera; Molossidae. Gene Ontology annotation, biological process: negative regulation of endopeptidase activity; negative regulation of membrane protein ectodomain proteolysis.
GCCGCUCCCCGCCGUCCCCGCCGCCCCGGGGACGCAGGCCCGAGAAAGUUUGUGCGGGCGAGUGCGGGCCGGGUGCGGAGGGCGCGCCCGGGAGCGCAGCGAGACCGCGCGCCCCAGCCCGCCCGGAGGGAGAGCCCCGAGCCCAGGCGGCGGCGGCCGAGCCCCGAGCCCGCGCCCCCGGCCCGCGCCCCCCGCCCGCCAUGGGCGCCGCGGCCCGCAGCCUGCGGCUCGCGCUCGGCCUCCUGCUCCUGGGGACGCUGCUCCGCCGGGCCGACGCCUGCAGCUGCUCCCCGGUGCACCCGCAACAGGCAUUUUGCAAUGCAGAUGUAGUGAUCAGGGCCAAGGUGGUCAGUCACAAGGAGGUGGGCUCCGGGAAUGACAUCUACGGGAACCCCAUCAAGAGGGUCGAGUAUGAGAUCAAGCAGAUAAAGAUGUUCAAAGGACCCGAAAAGGACAUUGAGUUUAUCUACACAGCGCCCUCGUCCGCCAUCUGCGGGGUCUCGCUGGACGUUGGAGGGAAGAAGGAGUAUCUCAUCGCAGGAAAGGCCGAGGGGAACGGCAAGAUGCACGUCACCCUCUGUGACUUCAUCGUGCCCUGGGACACCCUGAGCACCACCCAGAAGAAGAGCCUGAACCACAGGUACCAGAUGGGCUGUGAGUGCAAGAUCACGCGCUGCCCCAUGAUCCCCUGCUACAUCUCCUCCGUGGACGAGUGCCUGUGGAUGGACUGGGUCACGGAGAAGAGCAUCAACGGGCACCAGGCCAAGUUCUUCGCCUGCAUCAAGAGAAAUGACGGCUCCUGCGCGUGGUACCGUGGAGCGGCGCCCCCCAAGCAGGAGUUUCUCGACAUCGAGGACCCGUAAGCAGGCCGACAGCACCCCUUGGCCGACGGAGAAGCCUCCAAGAGUGUAGACUGGUCCAGCUCUGACAUCCCUUCCUGGAAAUAGCAUGAAUAAAACAGUCAUCCGAGUGGGUCUAAAUUAGUGUCUUUCUCCUCCCCGCCCCGCCUUCCCUUUAAACGUGGCUGCAGUUCUGGAGGGAGAGGUCGGUCCCACACCCGCCAGCCUGGGUCCGUGCAUCUGACUCGACCCUGGGCUGCCGGCAGGGGUAGGACUCGGGCCUCCCUCCCAGGCCCAGCCUUGGCACUGUCACAAACGCUGAGGGGCAUCACCUAGGGGCACCCCCUGGCCUGGUCAGGGCAGAGCCUGGAAAUGUGCAUUUUGCAGAAACUUGAGGGUCGUUGCAAGACUGUGUAGCAGGCCUACCAGGUCCCUUCAUCUUGACAGGAGCAUGUCCCUCGUUUCCUGCAGCUUCCACCCCUCGGCCCUGGGUGUCAGACCCUCCCCCCACUGGCUCCCCUGAGCUGACCACUGACUCCCAGAUUCCAGGAGCAGCUUGUUCUGAAGGAGCCUCAUCGCUCUUACUGACCCACAGAGCCCCAGUGGGAGCCCCGCUCCAGGGCCGUGGCGAUGGGGCAGUACCGGCUUCAGCCUCCACCAAGUCCCUGAUUCCCCCGCACACACAUCCCCCAGCCCUUAGGGAACGUGAGACACUCUGCCCUGAGGACAGACACUGGGGGGACACUUGGCUGCCCUUGUGGCUCAUUCUUGGGCUUCUGAAGUCCCUCACACUCCUCAUCCUGGCAUCAGCAUCUAGACAGGGUUGCACGGAUUGGCUUUGCAGGACGUCGCGUGUGGCGAGUGGCAUGAGCUAGCUGUGUGCGCUGUGUGCACGGUCUGGGGACAGCAAAAGUUGGGUCCCGUCCUGCGAAGGUUUAGUAAUAUCCUCCCUCCCCCAAGACUGACAGUGCCUGUGCUGUGCCUGGAUUUCUGCGGGGGGAGUUAACUAAGUGUCUUAUGAAGCCUUACCUAGGGAGGGACGCAUUUUGGUGGCAGGUGGCUUUGGAGAAACUGAUUCUCUCUGGGCCUCCAGGACACUGUUGCCGGCUUUCAGCGACAUCUCAUUUUUCUAAAGAUGAAUUCUCUGAUGGUGUAUGUUCACCCAAGCUGCAGGUGUACCCACCUCUGGUGAUAGUUCUUACAUUAUGAAGAUGUCUCCAAAUCUCAUUCUUGGGGCACUAAUGAUCCUAUUUGUUCUCCAAAAGUGGUUUUCUGAUGCCGGCAGAAUGGGGGUUAACACAGGCAGACAUUUCUCAAUAAGAACAAAUAUAGUCUCCCUUUUAACCCUAUUUGUUUCAUGCACAUUAUGUAAACACAUGCAUAUAAGCACACGUGCACACGCACACACACCGCGACACGGAGGUCUCCCGGCCUGUGCGUGGUCCUGCAAAAUGUUUCCAAAGUCACCGACUUCCAAGCCUGCUCUAUUCUGCGGUGAUCUCAAAGCACCUGUAAGACCCCUGACCCCCAAGUGGCAUGCAGCCCCCAUGCCCCCCCGGGACCUGGUCAGCAUAGACUUUGAUGACUUCCCUUUCCAGGGCAGAGCGGAACAUCCAGAACCAGCCCCGCCCAAGGGCGCUUUCAUGCUGUACAGUGAUAAAGUCUGAGGUGUCGUAAUGGACCAGUCCAUGUAAUUUCAGUAUAUACAAGAACACCAGACCCUCCGAUCAAUAUAACACCCCUCCCCGUCCGCUUCCUGUAUGGUGUUAUCAUAUGUAACAUUUACUCCUGUUUCUGCAGACUUUUCAGUGUUCUGGUUUGUUUCUGACAUCAGUUGUAAUCACUCCUGUGCUGUGUUUUUUAUUACCCUUGGUAGGUGUUAGACUUGCACUUUUUUUUUUAGAGGUUUCUGCAUCGUGGAAGCAUUUGACCCAGAGUGGAAAGCGUGGCCUGUCCUAGCCGUGGCCAGGGGCGGUGGUUCCUUCCGCGCUCAUCCUUGUUCUUUGAGUAUGGUUACUGUUUCCGCCUCCCAUCUUUUCUCUGGUUCAAACUGUUACAAAGUGUAAAGGAUCUGAGUCUGUUGGUAAAGCAUGGCCUUUAUAUUUAAUCCACACACGUUCUGUUAGCCAUGCCUAACAGGAAAAAAAAACCACGAGGACGUGCCCAGUGGCAUCCAAGAGAGAGCCACGCAAACACCUUCACGGUCAAUAACUGCAGUUUGCAUACGGUUUAAGAAGGCUCCCAUCGGCAUUGUUAAUUUAUGUUAUAUUCUAAGCACUGCUCUUCCCUCUCUUGUCUUCAUGCAGGCGACUCGAACUAUUUAAAAGUUUACAUUGUAGUGAUUUUCAAAUCUUUGCUUGAUACGCAAGAAGAAAUAUCAGACUUGCUGCCAUAAUUUAAAGCUUUGUUGGUUUUGUUUGUUUUUGUUGGAUUUUUUUUUUUUUU